Molecule: messenger RNA, 660 nt
Organism: Strongylus vulgaris
Lineage: Eukaryota; Metazoa; Nematoda; Chromadorea; Rhabditida; Strongylidae
Source: the annotation of a GenBank genome assembly
AUGAUUUUCAUGAAGAACGAGCCUCCUAAAAGGGGUUUAAACGCUCCCGAAAGUUCAAGAGAGCAGAAAAGUCGCAAAGGAUUUUUUCUGUAUCGAGCACCUCCGUCGCCAAAUUUUAUGGAUGCAUCAGCUAUUAAUCCAAAUGUGGAAAGAAUGUCUCCUCGAAGUCAGAGACGCGACCAGCCGUACAUUAUCUCCGCACCUUUGCAGGAUAAAAGCGCACUUAACACACUUAAUGAUGAUUACAGAUAUGCAGGAGCAGUACCGGGCUACCGACAUGACCCUGCUUUCGAAGGGUAUAGAGGAGCUAAACUGCGUAGGGAAGUUCCAAUACAAAACCCAAUGUACCAACCAGCACCUACCCUCUAUGAUCGCGUACACAUCGAAGAACUAGCACUAUCCGACGGACCUCAACGCUUCGGAGGGCUGGAUCAGAGUAGACCCAUGUGGGAAAGAGAUUUGUAUCCAAGAGCUACAUCAGACCCUUGUGCCAAUGGCAAGAUUGGGGGUUACGAUUUGAAAUUUUCCAGAGAUGUGAUCAGAGAAGAAACCAGAGAUGAUGAUAACUUCAGGAAACAUGAUCGCGAGAGCCCCAGCUAUACCAGACCUUCAAAAUAUGCUCGUGAACGUCGCAAUACCCUUGAUUACAUACAAGACAGA